Exophiala oligosperma is the source of this 1672-nucleotide messenger RNA. RefSeq lists its product as uncharacterized. The annotation marks the transcript as partial. The record is from RefSeq and is a predicted model, not a curated record. The transcript has 3 exons. Gene Ontology annotation, cellular component: Set1C/COMPASS complex. Gene Ontology annotation, molecular function: protein binding. Lineage: Eukaryota; Fungi; Ascomycota; Eurotiomycetes; Chaetothyriales; Herpotrichiellaceae.
CAUGAAUUUAGCACUAAUAGACCCAUUCCAGCUAGCCCAAGACUCUCCGGAUGCUCUCACAAACGAUCUCAGGUGUGGCCAUGCCACAACUCUUCGUUUCAGUCGAAAGGGUGAUUAUUUGGCAUCAGGUAGAGUGGAUGGCAAAGUUGUGAUAUGGGACAUGGAAACAUUUGGCGUCGCCAUGAGACUAGUGGGCCACUGGAAACAAAUUCAAAGUCUGAGCUGGUCUCGAGAUGGACGGUAUCUUCUCACUUCGUCUCAGGAUUGUCGUGCCUGUCUUUGGGACUUACAAACUCAACAACGCAUACGGACUGUCAAGUUCGAGGCACCGAUUUACACUGCCGAACUUCAUCCAUACAAUCACAAUCUCUUCGUAGCCUCGUUAUUUGAGGACCGCCCCUACCUUGUCGACAUUACAAACCCUGAAUGCAUCAAGAAAAUCUUGCCCACUACUCCACUCAGUGAUGGCGAAAGUGUCUCGCGGUCCGAGAACAAGCAGGCCACAACCUCAGCCAUAUUUUCUGUCCUGGGCAAUCACAUCAUCACAGGCACAUCGAAAGGCUACAUCAACAUCCUUGAGACAGAGUCUCGUAAAAUCAUUCAUUCCACCAAAAUCUCCUCGGGCUUGAUCUCGCUUCUGCGCCUGACAUCCAACGGCCGCCAACUCCUCGCCAAUAGUACUGAUCGUAUCAUUCGUACAAUCAAUCUACCUGAUCUUUCUCUGAUCACGCCCUCAACUGCGCCCCCCUUUGAGCCUACUAGCGAGGAAGAUACUCCUGACCCAGCCACAUUGGCUGAAAAUAUUGUCCUCACCACGGAGCACAAAUUCCAGGAUCUGGUGAAUCGCCUACGUUGGAAUCAUUGUGCCUUCAGUCACUCGUCAUCCACUGGCAUUGCCGACUAUGUCACUGCGUCGACGUACAUGAAAAAAGACAUUUACAUUUGGGAGUUACGCACGAAUUCAUUGCUUCGAAUUCUCGAGAACCGUGAGGAGCCUGCUAUCAUCGAAUGGCAUCCAUCGCGGCCGCUGCUUGCAUGUACAAGCAUCGAAACGGGGAGCAUACAAAUCUGGGGAAUUGAACCACAACAGAAAUGGUCGGCGCUUGCGCCGGAUUUCACUGAAGUAACCGAGAACGUUGAAUACGUGGAACGUGAGGAUGAAUUCGACACGUAUCCCAAGGAAGAGCACCAAAAACGACGUCUUGAUCGAGAAGAUGAGAUUGUUGACGUUUUGACUGUUGAGAGGAAAAUGGGCGAAGAAGAAAGCUUUGUUCUGCCAAUGUUAUAUAACGUCGAAGACAGCGACGGGGAUGACCAGGAAUUGGUGCGUAUGGGUGUUGGCACCAUGAGAAAGAAGGAUUUUCACGAGGGCAAGGAGUAUGAAAACGAAGCUGAUGAACCGGCCAAAGCUGCUCGCAAGCGAAAGUAUUAGGGGCUGCCUGCGAUACUUUGCAACGGUACCAGCGGCGGGUAAAUCGACGACAAUCACGAUUUCAGCUACGAUGAGGUAACACAGGGUUCGGAGGUUCUUUGUCCGGUUCUCUCAAGAAUAUUUACGCAAGGAGUUGGAAUUGGUCUGCAGCGAAAACUCGCACGGGAUGGUUCAUAGGUAUGGACUGAAUUCAGUAUACCACGACCCUAGCAUCGAACAUGUAAGGAGACUGCGUAAUCC